Molecule: messenger RNA, 2907 nt
Organism: Pseudozyma flocculosa PF-1
Lineage: Eukaryota; Fungi; Basidiomycota; Ustilaginomycetes; Ustilaginales; Ustilaginaceae
Exons: 4
Coding region: 1-2907 (968 amino acids)
Biological process (GO): negative regulation of transcription by RNA polymerase II
Cellular component (GO): nucleus
Molecular function (GO): RNA polymerase II transcription regulatory region sequence-specific DNA binding; zinc ion binding; DNA-binding transcription factor activity, RNA polymerase II-specific
Source: RefSeq, a predicted model, not a curated record
AUGCGCAGCUCGGUCCAUCGGACGGAUCCACUCCGCAAGUCGAAGGCGGUGGCCAAGAUGCCGGACCUUCGCGUGCCACUCCCUCGUCUCGCAACGGCGCAGGCGCCGGUCGCGGUGGCAAGCGAUCGCAGGGUCGAAGGGGCGGAAAGGCUGAACGGCGCUCCAAAGCCCUCGGCAUCGAGCCGGCGCAAGCAGUUUGGCGGCCAGCUGACUGGAGUCGCAGAUGUCGAUGGAGAGGAGGCAAGCGAUGCCCCUGCUGGCGCUGGCCCCUCUGGCGGUAAGGACAAGGCUGCUGCCAAUGGCAGCAAAUCCGUCCGCAGGGUCAAGGCCAAAGCCAUCCCCACAGCGACGCCCGCCGGCGAACACGUCGAGUAUGCCGACCUCCGAUCUCGUUUGUUGGCAGAGUUGGCGUCCGGCCAGUACGACUGCGUCGUCUGCUACUCGACCGCCACCACCAAGCAGGCCGUCUGGUCGUGCUCGCAGUGCUACACGGUGCUCCACCUCGGAUGCGUCCGCAAAUGGGCCGAGGCCAGCGUCAAGAAGGCCGAGGAGCAGAACGCGAUGCAAGAGGACCGCGCCAUGAGGGACAAGCGCGGCACCUGGAGAUGCCCCGGAUGCCAGUACGCCCGCGAGGACGUGCCCAAGGUGUACUGGUGCUGGUGCGGCAGGAUCCAGGACCCCACGGGCGGUCGCGGCGCCAACCCGCACGGCUGCGGUCAGCGCUGCAACCGCGGAAAGUGCGACCACGGCUGCCCCGACCAGUGCCAUCCCGGGCCUUGCCCCCCGUGCGCCGUCACGGUGUCGCAGCGCUGUUUCUGCGGUUCCCGCGACAUCCCCAUGCGCUGCUCGCAGACGUCGUCUCGCGGCCCGUCUCUGUCGGCCGUCGCCGAAAAGGGCAUCACCUGCGGCGACACUUGCGGCAGGAAGCUCGACUGCGGCGUGCACACCUGCGAAAAGACCUGCCACCCCGGGUCGUGUGACCCUUGCAGCGUGCAGCUCGACGCCAGCUGCUACUGCGGCAAGGACACCAAGCAGAUGCGCUGCGGAGACGCCACCUGCCACCUGGGAUCCUGCCCGCCCUGCAGCGAGCCCGUGGCGGUCCCCUGCCGCUGCGGCGAGACCAAACAGACCCGACCCUGCUUCGAAAGGCAGCGCGAGGAGUCCGAGGGCAAGCAGGAGCUCCUCUGCGACACCGUCUGCAAGGCGAUGCGACACUGUGGCAAGCACCGCUGCGGCGGCAGGUGCUGCCCCCUUUUCUUUCAGUCCAAGGGCGGCAGGCGCCCCCCGCAGGCGGUGCUGCAGGCUGGUGACCCCGCUGGCUUCCACGACUGCUCGAUCCCGUGCGUCAAGCCGCUGGCGUGCGGCAAGCACGACUGCCCCAUGACCUGUCACCGAGGAUCCUGUCCGCCGUGCCUGCAGGCCACCUUCGAAGACGUCGCCUGCCACUGCGGUCGCACCAUCCUGGAGCCGCCCGUGCCCUGCGGGGCCAAGGUCAUCUGCAACUUCCCCUGCGCUCGGCCGCCACCGCCGUGCGGCCACCCCGCGAUGCCGCACAACUGCCACGACGACGAUGAGGCCUGCCCGCCCUGCGUCUACCUCACGGACAAGGUCUGCCAUUGCCAGAAGAACAUUGUCAAGCACGUCCCUUGCAGCCGAACCAGGAUCUCUUGCGGCCAAGCAUGCGAAGCCCUCUUGAACUGCGGAUACCACCGGUGCCAGGGCAUCUGCCACGUCGCGCCGGACGAGUGCGCGCCCUGCUCGCAGGUGUGCGGCAAGCCUCGCAAGCUCUGCCAGCACCCGUGCAAGGAGAAGUGCCACGCCCCCUCGUCGUGCCCCGAGACGGAUCCGUGCGAGGCCAUCGUCACGCUUCAGUGCGCCUGCGGCAACCUCCAGUCGCGGGCCAAGUGCGGCGUCUCGAUCCACAACCCUACCAAGGAGAAGACGCUCAAGUGCAACGACUCGUGCAUCAUCGCUGAGCGCAACGCCAAGCUGGCCGAGGCGCUCGGCCUGAAUCCCGCCGAAAAGGCAGCACCCGCCGCGUAUGAGCACGAGACACUGCAGUUCUACUCUGUGCCCGCCAACCGCAAGUUCUGCGAAGAGGUCGAAGCGACGCUCAACGAUUUUAUCCGCUCGCCCCGCGCCGGCAUGAUCCUGCCGCCGGCCAACAAGCUGCAGCGCAAGUUUACCCACGAGCUCGCCGCCGUCUACAAGCUUGCCACCGAGAGCCUCGACUCGGAGCCCCGUCGAAGCGUCAGCGUCCGGAGGAAGCAGGAUAGCCGCAUCCCGAAGCCGCUCAUCUCCGAGGCCUUUGCUGCCGCCAAGGCCACGUUGAUGGCCACGCAGAUGUCGGGCAGCAAGGGAUCUGGCGGUCUGGCUCAGCUACGACGCCCGGGCACCGAGGCUCCCAAGCCCCUCAAUGCCGUCUUCCUGCCGGGCGUCUUUGGCCACGAUCAGGACUCGCUGCGCAGCCUGCUGCAGCCCGUGCUCAAGAACAUUGCCUUCAGCGUCACCUGGAAGGGCGAUGAGGACGUCCUGGUCACCUCGACCGACUCGCCGACGCGGCUCAUCAUGAUGAAGACGGAGCUCAAGGCGCUGGUCCGACGCGAGAGGUUCGCGCGCGACGUUGUCCUCUGCGCCGCCGACUCGACGGGCCGCAUCCUACGCAAGGAGGACGAGCCGGCGCUGGGCGUCGCAGCCGACGCAUGGGGAGGGCCCACCGCGGCCAACGCCGGUGCGGCUGGCCCGACGGCCGCGCGGGUGAUCCCGAACCCGAACGCGCCACAGAGGUCAACGGGCGCUCCGCAGCCGCCGCAGCAGCCAAUGUCGCAGCCCGCAUCGGCUGCACAGUCGCCCAAGAUGCCAGAAUCUGCCAUCCCCGAGAGCUGGGAAGACGACGACGACGAGUAA